Messenger RNA from Cuscuta epithymum, 1987 nucleotides. The record is from the annotation of a GenBank genome assembly. NCBI's taxonomy places the organism in Eukaryota, Viridiplantae, Streptophyta, Magnoliopsida, Solanales, Convolvulaceae.
CAACAAUGAAACGGUCAUACCUAAGCAACGCCAGCAUGCUUAUAAAUACCACUACAAUAAUGUAAGGUAAGCACACCACCCAAAUUAAUUAACAAACUACUCUCUUUCUUAUUAAUCUUUUCUAUAAUUUCUUCCAAACUGGCCUACAUACGUAGUACAGCUAGAAUGGGGUGCUUGUUUCCACCUAGAUUGUCAGUCCGGAUGUGUAAGCCGGAGUUGGUGACGCCCAAAACGCCAACCCCACGAGAGAAGAAGCCGCUCUCUGACAUCGAUGACCAAGCCAGCCUCCGCUACCAAAUGCCCGGCCUGUGGUUUUACCAGCCCAAGACGGCCGCGGCAUCUAAACUCCGAAACGGCGACGACGAUUACGAUGAUCCGGCUAGCCUCAUUAAGGAUGGCUUGGCCAAGGCCUUGGUGUAUUUUUACCCGCUGGCCGGCAGGCUGUUCGAAGGCCCCAACAAGAAGCUCACCGUUGACUGCAACGGCGAGGGAGUGCUCUUUGUGAGGGCGGAGGCUGACCUUCCCCUCCGCAAGCUGGGCCGUUUUGUGCAGUCGCCGUCCCCCUAUCUCCGCAAGCUUCUGCACCACGUCCCUGGCUCCGAUGGUAUCACCGGCGCCCCUCUCCUCCUUAUUCAGGUGACGCGUUUCACUUGCGGCGGCUUUGCGCUUGGCGUCCGGUUCAACCACACCAUGGUGGACGGCUAUGGGCUGACCCUCUUCUUAAAAACGGUUUGCGAAUUAGCCACCGGCGCUCCAGAGCCCUCGGUUUUGCCGGUCUGGGAGAGAGAGCUGCUGACCGCCGCAAAUUCAUCACCGACGACGACCCAGCAUGCCGUGGCGCCCACCAGUACCAAUAUGAAGUUCAAGCCGCUCGACAUGGAGUGGUGGGCCAGCGUGAUUGUGGACUUCGAAAAAAUGGCAGCCCGGCCCCGUUUCUUCUUCUUCCCCGCCAUUCUGAAACCCAUUCUGGCCCAACGCUCAUUCACCCUCACCCCACAAGACAUCCAGGCCCUGAAAGACCAAGUUCUGGAGGAAGGCUUCGGCAAGUGCACCACGUUUGAGGUGAUCUCCGCGUGUUUGUGGAAAUGCCGCACUGUCGGGCUGCAGCUGCAUCCCGACACUACGGUCACCGUCACCUUCCCUAGUGACAUCAGGGGAAGGUCAUCGGUGACCGGGCUGACGCUUCCUCGUGGGUACUACGGAAAUGGUAUCGUGAUGCUGUCCGCCGCAGCCAACGCCAAGGUGUUGUGCGAGAGCCCCCUCUCUUACGCCAUCCAGUUGAUCAGAGAAGCCAAGGAGAAACUGAAUCUCGACUACGUCAAGUCGGUGAUUAAUUUCAUGGUGGUGAACGGUCGUCCGAGGAUGCCGGUGGCGAGGAACUUGCUUGUUUCGGACCUAUCGAGAAUUGGUCUGGAGAAACUAGACAUUGGAUGGGGUAACGCCAUAUAUGCCGGCGGCGCCAUGGCAGCUUAUGGGGCAACUUUCCUAGAGCGUCCAGUGAGUACCGCAAGUGUGGAGAGCAGUGUUUUGGUGCCCAUUGCUUUGCCUUACAUUUCCAUGCUGAUUUUCAACCGUGAGUUCAAGAAGGUGGCUUUGUCGUCGUCUAAUAAGCGGCCCAUGCGCCCAUCUAUAAAUUAAAACGUACUAGUAACAUAUUUAUUCAUCAUCGUUAUCAUAUUAGUUUCCCAAGAAGGGUUUCUUAUAUUAGAAUGAAUUAAGUUCUAUUUGGAGAACAAAUAUUCAUAUUUGUCAAAUUAAUUAGCCUUUAUUUUGCUCCCAUAUGAGCAAUUUCUCUAAAAAUGGUCAAGGAAGUGAGGCAUGUUUCAUUACUAAAGAAACUACUUCGUACUUAACUAAGUACUCCGUGUGUAUACAUGUUACAAAAAAACUCGAUCACUAACUAUAUAUAUACAUGCAUGUUAUUUUAAAGUUGUGUAUGCAUUGCAAUUGAGUUCCAUAACACUCCUUCUUUUGGAAAUAAAAAAUA